Molecule: messenger RNA, 351 nt
Organism: Menidia menidia (Atlantic silverside)
Lineage: Eukaryota; Metazoa; Chordata; Actinopteri; Atheriniformes; Atherinopsidae
Source: the annotation of a GenBank genome assembly
AUGGAGGCAGUUUGCUUCCCGGACUCCCUCCUGCUUUCAGACAUUAGCUCGAGCUCCCCCGCUGAGGUAGAGGAAGCAGCUCCUGGGCGCUGGGCGGGUCGGGUUCCUCUGUCGGACAGAGGCGGUGGGCGGCCUUUGAUGGGAACGGUCCCCGGCAAACCUUAUCUGGCGUCCACUAACUCUGCCAACAGCAGCCAGACGACUGCAUCUGACAAUAAAGAAAAGGCAUCGGCAGCCAAGCCUCAGGAACAGGAGGAAGAGAUCGACAUCGACCUGGAGGCGCCGGAAACAGAGAAGGCAGCGCUCGCCAUCCAGAACCAAUUCAGGCGCUUCCAGAAGAAAAAGAAGUAG